Molecule: messenger RNA, 534 nt
Organism: Fusarium tjaetaba
Lineage: Eukaryota; Fungi; Ascomycota; Sordariomycetes; Hypocreales; Nectriaceae
Product: FMP43
Exons: 4
Coding region: 1-534 (177 amino acids)
Biological process (GO): pyruvate import into mitochondria
Cellular component (GO): mitochondrial inner membrane
Molecular function (GO): pyruvate transmembrane transporter activity
Source: RefSeq, a predicted model, not a curated record
AUGGCCUCCUCCGCAAACACCAUCUUCCGCGCCUCGCGCCCCCUCUUCCGUCAGGCUACCCUCGCCGCGCCCGCUCGACAGGCUUUCCAUCAGCAAACAUUCCGACAGAACUUCUACCAGGGCAGCGGCCGUCGAUGGCAGAGCACUGACGGCGCUCAGCAGCAGCAGCAGAGCUGGUUCAAGCGCAUGAUGGAGAGCGAGGUUGGCUUCAAGACUGUGCAUUUCUGGGCUCCUGUCAUGAAGUGGGCUCUUGUCCUUGCCGGUAUCUCCGACUUCGCUCGUCCCGCCGAGAAGCUCUCUUUCACUCAGAACCUCGCUCUGACCUGCACCGGUAUCAUCUGGACUCGAUGGUGCCUCAUCAUCAAGCCCAAGAACUACCUUCUCGCCGCUGUCAAUUUCUUCCUCGGAUUGGUCGGCCUCGUCCAGAUCACCCGAAUUCUCAGCUACGAGUCCGCAAAGAAGAAGAGCCUGGAGGGUGUCGUUGAGGACAUCAAGGCCGACGCCAAGGAGACCAUCCAGGAGGCCAAGCCUUAA